AUGAGGAUUUUUAGACCGUGGAGACUGCGCUGCCCUGCCCUGCACCUGCCAUCACUCCCCGUGUUCUCGAUCAGGUGCAGCUUACCCUCCCUCACCACCGACACUGACGAGACCAUGUGUAAAAGCGUGACCACAGGUGAAUGGAAGAAAGUCUUCUAUGAGAAGAUGGAGGCAGCAAAGCCGGCUGACAGCUGGGACCUCAUCAUAGACCCCAACCUCAAGCACAAUGUGCUGGCUCCUGGAUGGAAGCAGUACCUGGAAUUGCAUGCCUCAGGCAGGUUCCACUGUUCCUGGUGCUGGCACACCUGGCAGUCGCCCCAUGUGGUCAUCCUCUUCCACAUGUACCUGGACCGUGCCCAGCGUGCAGGCUCGGUGCGAAUGCGCGUCUUCAAGCAGCUAUGCUACGAGUGUGGCACUGCGAGGCUGGACGAGUCCAGCAUGCUGGAGGAGAACAUCGAGACCCUGGUGGACAACCUCAUCACCAGCCUGCGCGAGCAGUGCUACGGCGAGCCUGGAGGUCACUACCGCAUCCACGUGGCCAGCCGCCAAGACAACCGACGGCACCGUGGCGAGUUCUGUGAGGCUUGCCAAGAGGGCAUCGUGCACUGGAAGCCCAGCCAGAAGUUGCUGGAAGAGGAGGCGACCACCUACACUUUCAAGCCGCCACCCAGCCCCUCCAAGCCGCAAGCCGAGACGGGUUCUGGCUGCAACUUCUUCUCUGUCCCCUGGUGCUUGUUUUGGGCCACAGUCCUGCUGCUGAUCAUCUAUCUGCAGUUCUCCUUCCGCAGCUCAGUCUAAGAUUCCUUUCGUGGGCCCCAGGGAACUGUAGGGACCCAAGGCCAGGGGGCCAGCCAGCUCGUGGGAGGGACGAAGAGAGACCUGGGAAUGGGGUUAAGUUCUAACACUGAUGCCGCCACGGACUCAUUGGGUUCCCUGGGGAGAUCACCCACCUUUUCCGUCUAUGAUAUCAUGGGGUUGGGCUAGAUCAUUGGUUUUUCCAAGUGAAACCCAGGGCCCUAAAUUUCUGCACAGGUGCCUCAGGGACUUUUGAAUUUGGAAGGCAGACUGAGUGAGUGGGUCUUCCGUCCUGGUGAAACCACCCACGCCCAACUCCUGCCUCCUCCUCCUGUUGCUUUACUCAGAACAGCUCCAUCUUGGAUGAAGUUCCAUUUAAAAUUUUGUUUUAAAAAAGAUGAACUGCUUUAAAAAAAGUUUGAAGAUUGCAGGACUAGGUGAUCUCUAAAGGCCUUUCCACAGCGAUGAGUGCAUCCUUGUUUCCUUGUUAAGUCCCACCCCUACCCCCUAUUAUCUCCAUCUGGGGCUGCGGCCUUAGAUUAAUGUCUGCCUAGUGUACAAGCCUUAUCCACAGCUCUGCUUUCCUGUACACAGCAGAAGUUCCUUAUGAAGAAAGAGAGGUGGGGUCACUAGGUUGUCCUUUUGCUGCUGGGUCCACAGGGUCCCUUGCUUCUCUUUUCCAGGCUCCCAGCUUUCACU
This is a messenger RNA of Phyllostomus hastatus (greater spear-nosed bat), 1494 nucleotides long. It is a transcript of the gene RTP1, whose product is annotated as receptor transporter protein 1. Gene Ontology annotation, molecular function: olfactory receptor binding. NCBI's taxonomy places the organism in Eukaryota, Metazoa, Chordata, Mammalia, Chiroptera, Phyllostomidae. Gene Ontology annotation, cellular component: cell surface. Gene Ontology annotation, biological process: protein targeting to membrane; protein insertion into membrane; detection of chemical stimulus involved in sensory perception of bitter taste. The record is from RefSeq and is a predicted model, not a curated record. The transcript has 2 exons. The coding region runs from base 1 to 798 and encodes 265 amino acids.